AUAACAACCCCCAGGGGACAAUACGUGCCAUUACUCCAACCGCACGAAAAUGGAGAGAAAUAGAGAGAUGGCUGCACCAAAGGAACUAAUUGAAGCAUUUCCAAUGAAAAGUGGAGAUGGUCCCAACAGCUAUGCCAAGAACUCCACUUACCAGAGACAACUAGUGGAUGCUGGCAAAGAAAUUCUAAGCAAGACAAUUGCGGAAAAGCUCGACGUAGAAAUCUUGUUAUCUUCCAAUAGUACCUUUCGCGUUGCGGAUCUUGGUUGCUCUGUCGGUCCUAAUACAUUUUCCGCGGUUGAAAACAUACUUGAAGCUGUAGAGUUGAAGUAUCAAAGCCGAGGGCUGAGUUCUCAAAUCCCUGCUGGAUUUCAAGUCUUCUUCAAUGAUCACACCUCGAAUGAUUUUAACAUGCUAUUCCGCUCCCUCCCACCAAACAGGCGGUACUGUGCAGCGGGCGUACCUGGUUCUUUCCACGGUCGCCUAUUUCCUAACGCUUCGAUUCACUUUUUCCACUCUUCUUUUACCAUUCAUUGGAUGUCUAGAGUGCCGAAAGAGGUUGCAGACAAGAACUCCCCUGCUUGGAAUAAAGGACGAAUCCAUUACCUAAAUUCCACGGACGAAGUAGUAAGGGCUUACGAAGCUCAACAUGCCGAGGACAUGGAGUGCUUCCUCCAUGCCAGGGCACAAGAGAUUGUGCAUGGAGGACUGAUGGCACUUACCAUUCCAGGCCUCCCUAGCCUCCCUCACGAAACCUCUUAUCCUCGUGCAGCGCGAAACGGGACUCAUCAACUAGUAGAAUCUUGUCUUAUGGAGAUGGUUCGAAAGGGCAUGGUUAGCGAAGAGAAAGUAGAUUCGUUCAACGUGCCGAUAUAUUAUAUGUCUCUGGAAGAAUUGGAAGCUGCUGUAGAACUCAACGGAUGCUUUAACGUGGAGAGAAUCGAAAAUCUGCCAUUUCCACAAGGCAGUGGCUCCAUUGGCAAACUAUUCAUAUCUCACAUCAGAGCUGCCAUAGAAGGGCUUAUCAAGCAGCACUUUGGCCAUGAGAUUUUAGACGAGCUCUUCGACUUGUGUUGCAAGAAAUUCGAAGAGCAACACCUCGAGUAUGCGUUAGGGAGGCCGAUUAUCUAUCUUGCUGUGCUUAAACGCAAGGCAAAUUGAUCGUUACGGUGUCUCCUCCUCGCCAUCACCAGCCCUCCUCUCUCUUUCUUCAAACCCCCACACCAGAUUAGUUAUCAUGGUCGUCGACUCGUCACCGUAGAGAAUAAACGCUGAUUCUUCCAACUUGUAGUAAUUAUCGGUCAAGAAAUUGAAUUAAACCUAUCAAACAGAAUUGGAGUCAAAGAAUCACAUUUGGUUUAA
Malus domestica (apple) is the source of this 1360-nucleotide messenger RNA. RefSeq names its product loganic acid O-methyltransferase-like. NCBI's taxonomy places the organism in Eukaryota, Viridiplantae, Streptophyta, Magnoliopsida, Rosales, Rosaceae. Gene Ontology annotation, molecular function: S-adenosylmethionine-dependent methyltransferase activity. The record is from RefSeq and is a predicted model, not a curated record. Gene Ontology annotation, biological process: methylation.